Daphnia carinata is the source of this 929-nucleotide messenger RNA. It is a transcript of the gene Lsm12a, whose product is annotated as protein LSM12 homolog A-like. The transcript is spliced from 5 exons. The coding region runs from base 60 to 632 and encodes 190 amino acids. Lineage: Eukaryota; Metazoa; Arthropoda; Branchiopoda; Diplostraca; Daphniidae. The record is from RefSeq and is a predicted model, not a curated record.
UGUUGUUGUGUCUCGCCCCGUUUUGGAGGAUUUUUUUCUUUUUCUUCUCGAGCCAAAAUAUGGCGUCGGAUGGCAAUGAGUACUUUUCGGUCGGAAGUCUAGUUUCGUGCAAAACAUGCCAUAAUCAAGUGAUUGAGGGCGAAGUCCUCGCCUUCGAUCAACCCACCAAAAUGCUGAUUCUCAAAUCACCCUCAUCGUGUGGACGAGCCUCUGUCAAUGAUGCACAUGUUGUAAAUCUUGGACAAGUGAGUGAUGUCCAAGUGAAGAGAGAGGCAACUUCAUCUCCACCUCCCCAUCCAGUUCAAAAUGUUGAGAGGCUAAAGAAAAGGGUGCGUCAGGAAGUAGAAAGGAAACAACACAUGAUAACUGCCCUUGAGUCUGGUGUUUCACCUGAAGGGCUUAAGCUAUUUAAUGCUGUCAAAAGAACGAUUGAUGAUGUAACAUGGGAAGGAAAAGACAUUCGAGUCAUGGAACAAGUAACAAUAAGCCCCCCUUAUCUACCAGAAAAUGUCCAGGGCAAUAUGGAAAAGGCUGUUAACCAUGUUAGAAAAAUUGUUGAAAAGUACAUGAAAGAUCAUUCAGAUUCAAAAGGCUCCAGCACCGAAAACAGUUCCACAGUAACUUCUCCGUGAACUGAAGCGAAAAGUGGCCCACUCUUUCACGACGACCAGUACCAUUUUCUCCAUCCUGCUUCACCACCUUCUCAACCUCUAGAUAAUAAAAUAAAAAUACAACAACUCCAAAAAGCAAAGAGAAAGCUGGUUCUUUACAGCUGUACAAUACGUCCCGAUGAAAAGAUGAUUUGACGGAUGCUUUCGGAACGUGUAGUGGCGUAUGAAAUGGCGAGAUGAUAUACAAUGAUAACUUCUUGUUUAUUUUUCUUUCGUCGAGUUUUACAUGUUUUCAAUUAAACCAUAAAAUAGCUUAUU